GUCACAGGGAAGGCAGAAAAGGGGUGCGAGAGGAAAGGUGCAACAAGAAACGUUUUGGUGAAAAAUGUCACUUGACUUUGACAGUGCAGCUUUGCAGAUGCAACACGAUGAAGAAGAAUACGACCAGGAGGACUACAUGAGGGAACAAGAGUUGCAGAAACUGCUGACAGACCUUCCCCAUGAUAUGCUGGAAGACAGUGAUCACCUCUCCAACUUCUCCGACUGUAGCACACCUAAGGAGCAUGAGCAAGUACAUGGACCCUGGGAUCAGGAGGCCAGAUGGAACGAUCAUCCGAUUGCAGCCAACCCACAAAGUGGUCUGAACUUGUAUGCUGAGCACUUCCUAUAUGAUCAUGGUAACAUCCAAGGUGAAAUGCAUGCCAGCGAGUGGCCGGACCACCACAGUGUGGAUGAAGAAAGAAAUAUGUAUGAGAUCUCUGGCAGAGCCAGUGAUGAUGGGUCAGACGAUGUAUAUCUUGGAGGAGAUGGCUACCAAGCACCAAACCACUACCCCCAGGAUAAUACAUACCAUCUUCCAGAAAACUUUAAACCGUCAUACACGAAUGGGCACCAGCAGGAUUUCAGUAACCAGCACAAAACAGCCAACCUGGUGGAUACCAAGAAAGAACACAUGAAGACUACUAACAGCCAAUCUGUGGAGCCUUACAAAGUAAUCUAUAAACCCUGCCAGAAUAAUAUCCAGAAACCAGUUGCUAUUUCUCCAGAUACUUCUAGAAGAAUCGAGGCAUUUGAAGACCUGCAGCAUGAAUUUCUGGGGACUGGUGAGAAUGCUUCAGACAAUGUGCAGAUUCUCCAGCUUCAGGUUCUUAACAAGGCAAAGGGGAGGCAGCUGGAAGAAUUUAAUAAACAACUGGAAGAGAGAGCACAGCAGAUUAGGUAUCUGUCUCAUCAGCUUUCGAUUGUCAAAGAUGAAAAGGAUGGCAUGUGCCUUAGUCUCCAGGAGAGUCAAAAACUCUAUCAAAGUGGCAAAGAAAGGGAAGUUCAACUUGAAGGCCAGAUAAAAGCUCUUGAAGCACAAAUUCAAACUCUAGUGGCCAAUGAGGAGAAGCUCAUCAAACAAACCAAGGUAGCAGAGACAGCUAUGGAAAGCACGCAGCAGCAGCUCAUGGAACUCCGGCGCUCAGAGGCUCUUCAGCGCACAAGAGAGCAGCACGAGGCCAUCGUCACCGCCCUCAAGCAGAAGUACGAAGAGCAGGUCGUUUCUUUGCAGGAGAAACUUGAUGCCAGGUGCUCGGAGCUGCAGGAGCAGACAGAACUCUGCUGUCAUCUAAGGGCGCACAUGAAACAACUUGAAAGAACUCUAGAAGAAAGCAAAUUAGAAAAAAAUGCAAUCAUCAACCAGCUCUCAAGAAGCCUAGAAGAAAGCCAAAAUCAGUGUGCAAACCUACUGCAAACAGGUUUGGUGCAGGAGACACAUCAGUUACGCUUGCAGCUUCAGCAAGCCCAGUCAUCACAGCUGAUAAGUAAUGAAAUGAAUAAGGCUCUGCAGGAAGAACUAAAAGAACUAAAAGAAGAACUAGUUUUGUAUGAAUCUGCUGCAAAACAUGGUGUAUAUAUCAGUGACCCCGGAGGAAAAUUAAAUGUAGACAUGACUGAUUCUUAUGUGGAUUUGGGUAUUAAAAAGGUCAAUAAGAAAACCAGACUUCACAGCGAUGCACAGAAUAAAGAAAUGGAUAAAGAACUCUGUAAAGAUGAGAUCAUCUUGGAGCUGAAGGCAGAAAUGGAGCGUUUACUGAGCAGUAACAAAGCAAAGAGGUACCGGGUUUCCCAACUACAGAAUAAUCUCAAAGAGUGCCAGAGGACGAUAGAAGAGCUGAAGCAGCUGGCUAAAGGAAGAAAUAUAGAAAGUCCAUCAGGUGUCCUACAGUCCAAUAUAUCUGCUAGUGAAAAUAAUCUCAAAGAAGACCUUCUGAGGCUCCAGAAGGAAAACCAGGUUCUACAGCAAGCAGUCGAGGAACUUGAAGAAAAUGAGGAAAAGCUGAAAAAAAUAAAUCAGGACCUUUGUAGUCAAAUGAGACAGAUUGUUCAGGACUUCGAUCGUGAUAAACAAGAAACCAUUGACAGGUAUGAGAGAACCUAUCGGCAACAUUAUGAAGACAUGAAGAAAAAGUAUUGUGAAGAGUUCACGGAAGAGCAUGCUGCAGAAAAAGAAAAACUCAUCCGUGCUUAUGAUGAGAGCAUUGCACAGUUAAAAGCUGAAAUUGAUGAGGUGAACAAAGAGAUGAUGACAGUAAAGGAAUGUUACAUCACAGUCUGCAGAGAGAAGGAUGAACAGGAAGCUGCUCUGAGGGGAAUGUUUGAACGAGAACAACAACUGAAGGAAGAGAACUUCAAGAAACAGCUACUGGAGGAAAAAGAAAAAUCCUUGAAUGGCUUGAGGGCUGAGCUAGAAGAAACACACAAGAAUUCUGUCCUGACAGCCAAGGCCCAGUGGCAGGAAGAAAAAGAAGCUGACAUGAAACAGUGUGUUGAGAAUGAAGUGGAGAGAGCCAAAGCAUGCUGGGAGAGAGAACACAAAGAGACCAUAGACCAAGCUAUUCGGGAAGUUGAAAAAGAGUGGCAGCAUAGACUGGAUCAAGCUCUGGAAGAAGGCAAGAAAACAGUUGUGGAACGUAAAGAUUGCUGCUGCCAAACACAGCUAGUGACCAUUACAGAUGAAAUGCUGAGCCAGCUGUUGGCGAAGGAAGUUGAGAAGCAAACACCGACCUUGCAGGAGGCACUGAAAGAAAAGGAAAAGUCCUUGAGAGAGCAUGAAGCAAAUUUGGAAAUGAGACAUCGUGAGAACAUUGCCCACCAGGUGGAAUUGGCUCUGACCAAGGCUCGUGCCAGGUGGCUGCAAGAACUGACUGAGCUAGAGGAGUAUAAAACUCAUCUGAAAGCAGCUCAGGAAAAAUGGGAGAAGGACUACGAAGUCAACACAGCCAAACAGGUAUCUCUGGCUGUUUCAGCAGCUGAAGAGAAAUGGAAGAAGGAGCUUGAGAGCAGUGACCAAACUAGAGUGAGGACUAAAGAUCUGGAAGAGAAGAUCCUUUCCCUUAAACGAGAGCUGGAGCUCAAGAAAGAAGAAAUCCCUGCCAUUGUUAAAGCAGAAGUGGCAAAAGCGCGGACUCUGUGGAACAAGGAAAAGCAAGAGGAGAUCCUUGCAAUCCAGGAACAAAACGAAAAAGAUUAUCAUGCCUUUUUACACGACCACAGGAAUAAAAUCAACGAGUUGCUGGCCAAGGCCAAGGAGGACUUUGCAAAGCAGAAGGAAGAGCUGCUGGAGCAAAAAGAGGCAGACCUGAAGGUGUGCUUGGAGAGGAAGCAGCAAGAAUGGGCCGUUCAGGAAGCCAAGAGGUUCCAAAAUGAAGUUUGCCAGUAUGAAGACAGGGCUCUGAUCCAGGUGGAACUCCUCUUAGACGAAAUGCACAAGGAUUUUGUUAGAUGUGCAGGGGAUAUGCCAGCUUGGCAGGCCGAGUGGCAAACUGCUCCCCACAUUCAAAGCAACCUCCGGUUCAAAGACAGGCUGAUGCUGUGUCUGCAGAAGGUGUAUACGAAUGCUGUCUCUUCUGUCCUAGAAAAAGCCAAACAAAAGGGGAACAAGACACUUGAAGAUUCGGACUGUGAUUUCAAAGGUCCAGAGCAGAGUGUCUUGCAGAGUGGCGAAGGAGAGAGAGAGAGCAAAGCUUGGCCGGCCACGUGUGAUGUUGGAGAGCAAGCAGAGCUACAAAGAAGGUUAAGGAAGCCGCCAUCUCUUCAGGAGGCUGAAAUGGACAAUGAUUCAAAGUCCCUCUUGCCUCAAGAAGACUUUUGCUGCAAACGCUGCCUUCAGCAGCUUGAAAGAAAGGAAAGGGAAUGUCAGGAUUUGAGAAGGAAGCUUGACAAAGCAUGCAGGCAUCUCCAGCUGACAGUGAAGGAGCACAGAGCAAAAGCAGAGCAAUGGCAAGAAAAUGAAAAAAUGGUGCAGACGUUAACAGAGGAAAAUGUUUCAAUGAAGAACCGACUCGAAGAUAUGAAACCGGGCAGUGUCCAACCAAGAUCAUUGUCCGAGGGCUGUGUGUCGAAACCUUGCACUUCCUGUGAUGGAAAAGCCUUGGAAGAAAUGCGUUCCCAAUAUAUAAAAGCUGUGGGCAAAAUUAAGAGCGACAUGCUUCGUUAUAUUCAUGAAAGCAAAGAGAGAGCGGCAGACAUUAUUAAAGCAGAAGUGUUGAGGGAACGCCAGGAGACCGCCCGGAAAAUGCGCAAAUAUUAUCUGAUUUGUCUUCAGCAGCUUCUGAUUGAUGAUGGAAAGAAUGAAGGGGCUGAGAAGAAAAUAAUUUGUGCUGCUAGCAAACUUGCUACCAUGGCCCAAAUCCUAGAAACUCCAGUGCGUAACUCACCGCAGAGCACAGCUGCUCGCUCAGCCCUGUCCUGCAAUUCCAAGCCAUUCCCCGGGGCUGAGGAUCCUAAAGGAAAUCAUGUGCAGCAGCCUAAGCAAGGCCCUGCAGAGGUUCAGGCUGGGGGCAGAAGCAUUGCCCAAAAGGCCAACCAUCAUGUUGGUCAGAAACGUAUACCUUGUAGCCUAAGGGAGCAGCUUGAUGCUGAAAGCCCACCUCCUUUGCCUUCCAAUACCCUGGCUAGUGGGAAGACUUUCAAACAACUGGACAAUGUUUUGGUAGGUGCAGUAACCUCAGCAGCGGCUUCCCACAGGGACAGGAAUGCAGACAAAGGUCUGUCUCACACUGUUGAUGCUCCGGCGUUCCAGAAUCGUUCCCCUCGCAUUUCUCAAACAAAGUUCCAAAAUAUGAAUCCAGCUAGCUGUAGUGAUGGCAGAUCUGACUCUAGGGGAGCUCAAGUAAUGCCUCAGAACCAAAACGAAAGGAGAGUCUUAAAAGAAGUCGGGUGCCUCCAGUCCACCAGGUAUCAGAAGCCAGUUCCUAGGAAAGCUAAUGGCUUUGAUGUUCAGGAAACUCCAGUAAAGGAUGACGGAAGCUCUGCCAAUUGUAGCCUGGUUACUGAGCCUCUGCACUUGGAAAGCAUGUCUUUUUACCCUGCUCAGAAAGCACAUCCUAGCACACAAGUUGAAUUCUGCCAACAGUUUCGCACAGCAAACCAAUUUUCUCAAGGCCAGGAAGGUGCUGCUGGUUUUUACCAACAAGCCAGCAGUCAAAGAGACAAGGUUCUUGGCACUACAGACCAAGCCUUAAAUUGCAGCGAAGGCCAUCGGAAGGUGAACCUGAGUCACGUGCCAUGUCAGAAUCCAGGCAAAUUAAGUCCUCGUGCUCAGCAAAGUGAUGCAAUGUCGUGUUUGAAUGCAGGAAGAAGCUACAACUUGCUGCAUUCAAGGAAACAGAUACAUGAUGUGAAGGAUUUUCAGCAGGACAGUGGUUUUGACAGCCCCCAGAUUAACUUUGAUUAACAUCAGAGUCUCUCUGAACAGUCUCCGUAAAAGAGACACUUUAAAUAUAUUUGAAAGAAAGUCAUGGAAGGAGCAGCCGAUUGUGCCACAAACUUCUGAGGUGCCUUUUUAUGUUUAUUGCCUUCCUAAUUUGACUUACAUGAACAAACC
Gekko japonicus is the source of this 5548-nucleotide messenger RNA. It is a transcript of the gene CEP152, whose product is annotated as centrosomal protein 152kDa. The record is from RefSeq and is a predicted model, not a curated record. The coding region runs from base 65 to 5398 and encodes 1777 amino acids. Gene Ontology annotation, cellular component: centrosome. Lineage: Eukaryota; Metazoa; Chordata; Lepidosauria; Squamata; Gekkonidae. The transcript has 28 exons. Gene Ontology annotation, biological process: centriole replication.